AUGUUUCAUUCAGAAUAUGAAAAGAAAUUAAGAUCACCAUCAAAAUCACCAGGUUCAAAAACUAAUUAUUAUAAUAAUUAUAGUAAUAACAACAAUAAUACACCAAUCCCAUUGCCAUUAUCUAUUUUUCACUCAACUUAUGAAGAUAAUGGUAGUAAUAAUAAUAAUAAUAAUAAUAAUAAUAAUAUUAACUUGAAUAGCAAUAAUAACAAUAAUAAUAGCAAUAAUAGUGGAAGUAAUAUUAAUAAUAAUAUCACUACACCAAUUAAGAGUACAUCAACAACAACAACUACUACAACAACACCAAUAACUACACCAACAACAACUACCACCACUACCACUACUACACCAUCAUAUGAUAGUUAUGGUGAUAGAUUUAUACCACUUUCAAUUGGUUUAGAAUCCCAAAAUAACUAUAGUUUUGAUGAAUCAUCUUAUGAGUAUCUAUAUUGUUAUCCUUCAGAAAACUCAUACACAAUAGAUAAACAAAGGGAUGAAAGUCAUUUAGCAUAUAAUAUAGUAUUAAAGAAUGAACUAUUAGGUUCUUCUCUUUCCUCAAACUUUUUUGAUUCACCCUCUUCUAUUUAUAAAUCUUCAAUUUUUAAUAAUAAUAAUAAUAAUAAUAAUAAUAAUAAUAAUAAUAAUAAUAAUAAUAAUAAUAAUAAUAAUAACAACCAUGUAAAUAAUAACAAUAAUAAUAAUAAUAAUAAUAAUAUUGAUACACCCACAAACAAUAACAAUAACAAUAACAAUAACAACAACAACAACAAUGUAAAUAUUAAUGACACAACUGCUACAACAACAACCACAACAACAACAAAUACAAAUAUACCCACAACUACUACCAAUGCUACAAAUAAUAACAAUAAUAAUAGUAAUAACACUACUACUACAACAACAACUACUACCAAUACUACCAAUACUACUAAUACAAAUACAAAUACAAAUACAAAUAAUAAUUUAAUAAAUAUUAAUCAAUCACCAAGUAAAAAACAAAGUUUAAUGAGUGCAACAAUGAAUAAUAAUAAUAGUAAUAAUAAUAAUAAUAAUAAUUUUGGAAUAUUAAAAUAUAAUCAAAAACAAAAAUCAACAAUGAGUAAUCAUUUAGAUUGCUCACCAUAUUCAUUAUCAUUGUUGAGUGAUGAUAGUCAGAAAUUACUUUCAUCACCAAGAAAACCACAAAGAAAGAUAUCGAAAACACCAAUAAAGAUAUUAGAUGCUCCAAUGAUAAAAGAUGACUUUUAUUUAAAUUUAAUUGAUUGGAGUUCACAUAAUAUUUUAGCUGUAGGUUUGGAUACUAGUGUUUAUCUUUGGAAUGCAACUACAAGCCAAGUUUCAAAACUUUGUGAAAUGGAAUCAGGUCAACCAGUUUCAUCAGUUGGUUGGAUACAACGUGGUGGUAUUCAUUUGGCAAUUGGUGGUACUGAUGGUGUAGUCUCGAUUUGGGAUGUAAAUAAAAAGAAAAAGAUUAGAGAAUUACAAGGUCACAAUACAAGAGUGAACGCUUUGGCUUGGAAUAAUCAUAUACUGAGUAGUGGUGGUAAGGAUAAAGUGAUUCUACAUCAUGAUGUACGUGAUUGUAGUAAUAAUUACACAAAUAGAUUAGUUGGUCAUAGGCAUGAAAUUUGUGGUUUAAAAUGGUCUCCUGAUGGUCAACAAUUAGCAUCUGGUGGUAAUGAUAAUUUAUUAAAUGUUUGGGAUCAUUCAAUGACUCAACAACCUCAACAACAACAUCAACCACCACCACCACCACCAUCAUCAAAUACCUCUUCUAUCUCACAACAACAACAACAACAAAAUACAAGUAAACCUCUUUAUCAAUUUAAAUUUCAUUAUGCAGCAGUUAAAGCUAUUGCAUGGAGUCCACAUCAACGUGGAUUAUUAGCAUCAGGUGGUGGUACUCAUGAUAAAUGUAUAAGGUUUUGGAAUACAACUACAGGUCAAUCCAUUCAAUCAAUUGAUACUGGUAGUCAAGUUUGUAAUUUAGCAUGGAGUAAGAAUAUUAAUGAAUUGGUGAGCACUCAUGGCUACUCACAGAAUCAAAUCACUGUUUGGAACUAUCCCACAAUGACACCCGUUACCACUUUAACUGGCCAUACAAUGAGAGUCCUUUAUUUGGCGGUUUCUCCUGAUGGUCAAACCGUUUGUACUGGAGCUGGUGAUAAUAGUUUAAGAUUUUGGAAUUUAUUUCCUUCAAAUAAAGAGUCUUCUUUUUCUUCAAAUCUCGAUUCAUUUUAUAAUAAAAAAGGUCUAGAUAUAAGAUAA
Molecule: messenger RNA, 2265 nt
Organism: Dictyostelium discoideum AX4
Lineage: Eukaryota; Evosea; Eumycetozoa; Dictyosteliales; Dictyosteliaceae
Gene: cdh1
Product: WD40 repeat-containing protein
Exons: 1
Coding region: 1-2265 (754 amino acids)
Biological process (GO): protein ubiquitination
Cellular component (GO): nucleus
Molecular function (GO): ubiquitin-protein transferase activator activity; anaphase-promoting complex binding
Source: RefSeq, a predicted model, not a curated record